UUCUAUAGGCCAAAGUUGUAGCGGGUUUACGGUCAUGUAAGGUCUGUCGAAGUAAAGAAAAACAAACGUAACAUGCCUUCCUACAGAUCGCAUGUAUUAUGAACCGGGCACGUUUUGCAACGCUUUGCCGUGACCAUGCGCCACUGUGCUGUGGAUGCUGGAUAGCCCGGCACUUAGAUCAACGGCACCGAUAGAAACGUUUCACCUGCACGCUUGUACUACAACGUGAGCAUCGGAGGCGCGCAAAAAAGGGAACGGCGACGAAACUCGGAUCGCGGAAGAUUUGGAGAUACGACCAGAGCAUCCUACGACAAGAGCAUCUGAGGAAAGGGGGCGCGUCUCUUCGGCGGGAUCGCUGGAUGUGAAAGUGCUCCGGCGCAUCUCUUGUAACUUUCACUUGCCUGGUGUGCGUGUUGUACCAAAAAGAUUCCAACGCUCAGUCUUGUGAUGUGCAUCGUCCGGCGCCUUCCAAGUAUUCGGGUACCAGUGGCCGAGGCGUCAUAGCGACAAGUAUGGUGUGCACAGCUGCAUCAUGCCAUCCAAGAAGCAGUAUAAUUUAGUAAGCGACGAUGCGUACGACAGCAGAAUUCCCCUGCACAGUGAAGAAGCUUUUCAACAUGGAAUAUCGUUUAACGCCAAGUACAUUGGCACUAUGGAUGUUCCUCGACCCAGCAGCCGAGUCGAAAUCGUCGCAGCGAUGCGCAGAAUUCGGUAUGAAUUCAAAGCAGAAUCAGUCAAGAAAAAGAAGGUGACAAUUACCAUUUCGGUUGAUGGAGUGAAAAUCAUCUUGCGCAAGAAACAUAAAAACCAGUGGGCAUGGGACGACAACAGGUACCUCGUAAUGAAUCAUCCAAUCUAUAGAAUCUUCUACGUUUCUCAUGAUUCUCAAGACCUGAAAAUCUUCAGCUACAUUGCACGAGAUGGUGGUAGCAAUGGGUUUAAGUGCAAUGUGUUCAAGUCCAAAAAGAAGAGCCAGGCCAUGCGGGUGGUGCGCACCAUUGGGCAAGCCUUUGAGGUGUGCCAUAAACUGAGCCUGGCCAAUGCCACCUCCAACUUGGUCGCCAGUGACAGUCUUCCGUCAGCCACUCGGCACAGCAGCAGUGACAACUCUAUUUCCAGAGAAAAGGACCAGAGUGAAAAGUUUGACAGAGACAGCACAUGCGACGACACCAAGCCACUAGCACCACAGUCAGGAUCCAGCCCUGUUGAAACAUCACACCAAGAUUCUCACUGCAGUUCAAAGGCCUCAUCCUCAUCCCCAGCAACAGGGAGCUCACAGCAGACGCUCCUGCAGCAGCAACAGCAGCAACAACAGCAGCAGCAGCCGCAGCAGCAGCAGCAGCAGUCACAAUCACCAAAGCCAGCUGUGAACCAGAUUGCUUGCACUCAGCCUGUGGUGAGCACUGCGAGUGAUGGCGGAGUUUCCCCACUGUCAUCUGCCAUGCCCCUGGUGCCAGAAGGGACGUCACUGUCCCUCUAUCACCAGCUGCAGCUGAUGCGUGGUCAAAUGGAGCAUCAGGCCCAGCAGGCCCAGUCAGCCAUCAGCCAGGCCCGCCAUUUACGUGACCAGCUCUCGGCAGAGGCAACAGCCCGUUCUGAGGCCAUGUCACAGAACCAGCAGCUAAUAGUGCACAAUCGGGAGCUGCUGCAGCACAUCCACUUGCUGGUGAAACACAUCCAGGAGCUGGAAAAGAAGAUAAACCGACUUGAAGGCAAAACUGACCAUCUGCAGCCUGACCUGUCCCCAUCCCCACUUCAGAUUGGUCCGCCACCACGGUUCUUGGACCUGCUGUCUGGGGCACCGGCUGCAGGGAAGACGCCCUCUCCUGUGCCCCCUGGUGGGGAGCCCUUUGAGUUGGGAAGCCUAGCUUGGCUUUCAGGGCCAUCAACAGCAGCAGCUAGCAGCAGCCCCCCUCCAGCCACUCCCCCGCACCACCAUUUGACUGCUGCCUCCACAGCCAACUCGUCCCCUUCAGUCACUGCAAGCAACCUCCAGUUGCGGCUAGACGAUCUGAGCUUCUCGGGCGCCAUGAAAGGAGGCCCGAGUGAGGAGAUGCAAGGGAGUGGCCGUUCACCAGCAGCCCGUGCAGCCACGGGUCCUGGAAGCCUGCCGGAGCUGCCUGUGUUCGCAGACGGGGGUAGCAGCACAUCAUCCGCAUCACCACCACCCUGGUCAGCUGGACCUAUGCCACCAUUCUCUGGGGGCAGCGGAGGCUUGUUUCUGCGGCAAUUCAGUGCCCCGUUGCCAAGCUCCCAGUCAUCUUUGAGCCGGCUUCCUGACAUCAGCCGGCUCACCAUUGAUGAAGGCGAGCCUGGCCUGCAGAAUUUUCUAGGAACUGGUGCCAUCGGCAAGAGCUGAGGGGGCAUACUUUGCCUCUGCUCCCAUGACAGUUGCCCUCCUCUUGCGCCCAACUCUGAGCCUUCCUUCAGAUAGAUCCUGCUCAGCAUCUGUGCUUUUAAUGUUGCUGCUGUUGGACAGAUUUCUCUUCUCCUGCCUCAAGAAGGUUUGAUUCUGCAGUCUUCAUUUUCCUGGCUUUGAAUUCAGCCUUUAUCAUUCUCGGUAGAUGAAGAUUGACAGUUUUUUGUUGUUUUCUAAUGGCAUUAGUUCACACACCUUAGCUUGCUGUCAGGCUGAUUCCUCGCACCUUGCUGGCCUUCUAAGCACACAUGACACUUUCAUAUUUAUAUGAUGUCUCACAGACACUGAAAAUGGCAUGCAUAUGCAAGUUAGGGGCUUCUUAGUGCUUUUGUGACUAUACUGGCUACUAAUUUGAUAAUGGACCUGACGUUCACUUUGUCUACCCCCGACUCCCCCCUUCUCUUUUCUGUUUCUCCUUCUUCUCUUUAUAUUUAACCUGUUGAAUCGCAUGAUGUGGCACCUGUAGAAGCCCUAUUCAAGAGUGAUAUUCAGUGUGAUCAGAGUUCCAUCGCUGGCAUUUCUACGCUGAUAGUUUGACGUCUUGUAAGCACAACAUCACUUGAAAAUAUACUUCACCUGUUCUUGUUCUCACAACUCUUUUACAUGUGCAUCUCUUUAGAUAGCACCUGCAAUGACUGGACCGUUUGUUAUAGUAUUACCCUGAGAUGUUCUCAAUUAUCUAGCACUGUGUUUACUGUGUUUCUGCAGCAACUAUGUCUGCAGUAACUCUGAUAAUACAGCAGCACCACAUCUUAAUGAUUUUUUAUGUUGUUAUACACCUUUGUCCAAGUGGUAUGUGCUUAGCCCCAUGAUGUUUUUAUUUUUGUGUAUGCUAUAUGUACUUAACAAUAUUGAAAAUCUACUUCACUCAAUUACUGCUGAAGCAGACAUUGACUAUGCUUUAGCUCACGAAGUACAGUCAUAUUUUUUAAUCAUGACACCUGUCAAAAUCCUUGGGUCCGGCCAUGUCAGCCGCUUUUGAUGGGGGCGAAAUGCAAAAACUUUAGUGUACUUAUAUUUAGGUGCACGUUAAAGAACCUCAGCUGCUCAAAAUUAAUUCGGAGUCCCCCACUACGGCAUACCUCAUAAUUAUAUUGUGGUUAUGACUUGUAAAACCCCAGAAUUUUUUUUUUAAUGUGUUAGCACUAGGAGUGUCAAAGUGGAAAAAAGUGUGUGUGUGAAGUGUGGGCAGCCGGUCACAUGGUAGAAGUAGUAUCUCGUUGAUACUAUUCUGCAUAAUACGUUUUUUGGGAUAAUGUGUUUCUUUUCUUUUGCCAUUAAUACGAUUUGGUUGGAGGUUGGAUGAUACGUUGGACUAUACAAUUUUCGGAUGAUAUGCUUUAUUUUCCAGUUCCUGUGAAGAUCAUAUCAACGAGAUUCCACUGUAUAUAUACAUGCAACUGAUGGCGGUCUGCAUGCUCUGGGCCGCCGUCAGUUGCACUUCGGUCCUCGAAGAGGCAGGACCUGUGUAGAGUAAGCUUCUGAACAGCACUUUGCAAUGUGGUGAAUGAGGUCUAAAUCAUGGAUCCGGGAUCUCAAAGAGGUGCGACGUGAUGCUAACGGCCUUUCUCUAGCAUUUACCGCUAAAUUGCCACUGAAUCUUUUAUCCCUGGAUCAAACGGCAGUGGUGCUGUUUCUGGUGCUUAUUAAUGUCUUUAAUUAUUGACAAAAUAACAAUUUUACUGGAAGGAGUGACAUCUGAUGUCAUAUUUAUUUAAUUUAGCUUUACAUGAACAGGAAGGUGGGCAGCCGUGGGAGCAGCUGUUUAUUGCAAUUAAUUUUUGUAGAUAAAGUAGGAGCUGAAGCAGUAUAUUUUAGCAAGAUUGCAUUAUAUGUGCUUUGGAUGACCAUUUAUUAAUCUCUCUUCUUCCAUAAAAAUUUCAUUUCAAACAUGAGGCAUGUGGUAACCUAAUGCUUACAUGCUCUAUUAAGCAGGAAACAGUUUAAGAGAUGUCAUAAUAUGUUUACAUAGUGUUGUUGAACUGUAAGCAUCUGUAGGCCUAAAGGAGUAACGGUUGGCGAUGGCAUUCUACCUUGCAAACUUCAUACUAUUUUGGCCAAAGCAACAUAGAAAGCCUAACUUUACAGCUCUCGGCACGCAUGUGGCUGAUGCUGCAGCUAUAAUAAUAAGACCUUUGCAAAAUGCAUACUGGCACAAAAUUACAAAUAUGGAAGUGCUGGUGUUUGAUUCCUUUGUUUACAUGACUAUAUCCAAUGAAGUAUUAUUGAUGAUGGUUGCAUAGAGCAUCUCUUAGUUUGAUUUUAAAGUCUGCACAAGCAGCUGACUUCAAAGUGUAACAGCUUUCAACACUGACAUUGGUGUGAUAAUUUCUGAACCUCAGCAAGCUUCUGUGACAGGGUGAGCACUGCUGACGUCACUAUCAAGUGAUCAUUUACUAUCCUGCUCGUUUCUGACCCCUAACUGGCAGUGUAGUGCUCUCUACUACUGCCGCAUCAUGUGUGCUGUCAUUUAACAUCGAAAGGAAGGGUAAUUCAUGGAGCUGAAAAAGUGCAAAGGGAAUGAAGACAUAAUGUCAUGAACAUACAAGGGCAGGAGAUUUUGGGCAUAUGUGCUAUGAUAUCAUUAAUUACUCAUCACUUUGGAAUGACAAGGUUUCAUUUGGGAAGCUUUCACCCCUAUUUGUGCAAAUUGUUCUCGGUUAGCUCCAAUCGGCGAGAUUCUGCGUAAAAUCUAUAUAUCUGUGGCUGCUGUAUGGUUAUUACAUUUGAUCUCUUCAUUCAGCACAUUACGUUGCACAAGGCACAUUUUCUGCUUGCCUAUUAUUGUGGCCAAGCCAUCGUUGGCUGUUGGAACAUGGGCUACGCCAUCUGCUGGCACUCGUGAGAACAUUGCUUAAAAUAAAUGCGAAGCCCUCACGUAAAUAGCAGCAUUUCACCGUACAAGAGGCUGAUGUACAAAACUUGUUUCAAUAUGUGCAGAUUUAAAUAUAAAUAGCUACAGCAGUAUUCUGCUAAUCCUGUUCCUGUCACAGUGUCCCAUGCUGUUUCUGCCUACUGUGUACACUACACAGGCCACUGUUAUGAGGCAGAGUAAAGGGCAUUGAGCUGAAAGCUUGCUUUCUGCAGUUAUCUUUUAACACUUUAUCUGCUAGUGUACAUCCAGUACAAAGAAACCCAUGUGCUGCCAUUCUCUGCUAGGGGCUUUUCCUUUUUUUUUUCUUUUUAAUAUUUAAAUUUUAAUAUUUAGAUGCGUUGUAGUUUGUUUUUUCAUAUGGAUACAUUGAAUGAAUGUUGGCUUAAACUGCUAUGUGGAAGCCCGAUCAUAACUUAGCAAGAAAAAGCGAACUGCUGUGAUGUCAGUUUACAGCACAAAUGUGCUCAAUGUUUUGCACCUCAAGAGUGCACAAAUGCAUCUCGCGCACGCCUUUCAGAAGGCUUUAGAUGCAUUUGAACAGAAGCUUCAAUGUUCAAUGAUAUGAGCUGUGGAAUUUCAUCUACCAUAAGGUGCCAUGCGAAGUUUUGCCUUGUGACACUAUAAACGUGUGUGCUUUAUGUAGUAUUUAAGGUGUUACGAAUGUCUCUGUUGAAGUCCACAAGUUUUACACUCUCUGUGCUUCCUGUUGUGGUUACCGGUUGUCUGUACCAAAGAGCCUGUGGUUUGUGCCAAACGCGAGCCUUGUGUCCCUGUCGUGUUACAUUUUUGAGGCCUAAAAGUGUAUAUCUGCUUUCGUGUUGGUGCAGCAGAAAAUAUAUAAAUUUCGUGCCUCGGGAAGCGUUAGUGUACAGCGGCUUUCAGUGUGGUGGUGUUAAUGAUUAUCACCAGCAAUUGGUAUGACAUGAAUCUCAUGCAUUGUUGUCAAGAUCUUUAUAUUGCUAAUGUAUAAAACACAUGCUGAUGCUCUCUUUUAUGCAUGUUACCAAUGGAAAAUAUGGCACUUCAUUUUGUUCCUACCUCUUCUGGGCCAUCCACUACUCAUUUCAAAGAAGCUUUAUGUUUCGUGCCCCAGUUUUGUUUAAGUAGCCGUGUUCUUUUGUCUGUCCCUUACUGUUGCAUGAAACAUUGCAGUCUAUUACAACUUUAUCUGGUGUUACUUUAGUAGACUGGCUACUGUAUUACUCAUUGAGAUAAGGGGGUCACAUUCACACAUUCCUGAGUCUUGAUAGUGAGCCCCUGAAGGCCCUAGUGUUUUCCUCUUUCAGAAUUUAGCUUGCCGAACUUUUUUUUUUUUUUUGUGUGUGUGUGUGUGUGGGUGUGCAUUCAUGCUCAUCCAGUAAACUUGCCUUUUGUCAUGUCAUUGUAGAUAGUCAUUUUCUGUUAAGUUCCUGAAAGUUAUCAACUUAGUUACACUUUUGUACUUACAUCAAGGCCUUUUUGUGUUGCAUGAGCAUUGUUCAGGCGACCAUCAAUCUGUUGUGCCAAAUACUUCUUACUGCUGUCUUGUUUUUCCUUUGGGCCGCUUUCACGUGAAGACAUUGUCUUUCCGCGAUUCUGGUACACCAGUCUUUUGCAUUACCUGAUGAACUGGUACCAAGUCUGUCACUCGUACGGUUUAUUUCUUAAAAAUGAGCAGAGUGAUAUGUAUGACUCGGUAUUAUGUACCCCGAAAUAUCAUCAUGUGCAGCGGUGCCUUGACAUGUAUCUUUAAAGUUUUCUCCACAACAUCAAGAGUGGGCAAGUGACUUGAUGAUUGAGCUUCUAUCAGUUUGCCUACAAGGUGUGGCUGCAUUGGUAUAUUUUAUGCAGAGUGAAAUUAUGCUACAGCAAUGCUAAAUCCAUGCUGGAAAUGGCAACAUAAAAAAAGUCAAGCCUAAAACAGUUGGGGAAAAACACUUUUAUUAAUGUCUAAAUUACAAAACCUCCUUGCCACUUCCUUCUCCUCUCACAUAUAGAUCACUGCCAAAAGUACAACUGCUGUUCAUAUUAUUGCAUAUGCAGGCAGUGAAAAAGCAGUUUCAGCAUGAUGCAAUUUUCAUUAUGGUCACCAGACCGAAGAAAAACUCGUACGAGCUUGCUGCUGAGCACAAAGCUGAGUGCUCUCAUUUGUAGUGAAUGUUUUUGUGUGUGUACUGGUUCCUAAGCACCUUCGGUUCUUCUAUUACUCGCAUUGUCAGCCCCACUCACUUAACAUCACCAUUGAGGAAGGUGUAAGGUGCUCUGUGUAAAAUACUCAUUGCAGCUUUGGAGGUGCUGCCCAUGUUACAAGUGCCCACAGUUAGUUCAACAGCCAUUUUCUGAAAGUUAGACAACAUCCAUUUUUCUUGCUUGCAUGCAGGGUCAUUUGUUGUUUUAUUAUAAACAAAACAUUCUCUGUAAGCCACUUAGCCAACAGUACAUAUUCAUUUAGUGAUUCUAUUUUGGCCUUAAGUUUUCCCACCCUGUGUUUAACAUAUGUCAGUGCUUUCUGUCCUGAAAUGGAAUGUUUCUUCUUUUUGCAUUUAUUAAUUUUUCUCUGUCCCCCUAUUCUUUUGUGUGUGUGUGUGUGAUGUCCAGGUGUAAUACCGUGAUGUGCCAGUGAAGUGAUGCAGUAUGUACUAGCUUCACUAUAAGAGGGUAAGUCAUCAUUUGGUUUGGAUAAACCAAGCUAUCAGAGCCUAUAACUGACAAAGUUAUGCAGGUCACCUUUAUGUGUUAGCUUGUUCAUCCCUUGAACAAUAUGGGCCAGGCAUUUGAGGUUGCUAGUUUUUAAGGUUUUUAGUUUUUCCUUUUAAGCCAGUGUGUAACUCCCAGUAGAACAACCUUUUUUUAUUUCUUGUUAGUUUUUUAAAAUCUCACUUUAAAUAGGCAGGAUGUAAUUGCUUGCUUCAUAAGGAGGCCACCCACCUUGGUAGACUGCCCUUGUGUAUCUCUUAAUUGUUAAUUUCCUAAAAUAUGCUCUUUUUUUUUUUUUUUUUGAUUGUAUAGAAUGGGAAAGUCAUACUAGCUCUGGUUUGAAGGUUCUGGGAAUUGCAGACAUUGUCAGGGUAGUCUCUUAUUAGACAGAUUCUUCUGUUCACAUUGUGGGGAAAACUGUUGAACAGUAUAAGCCUAGUAGCUUUAAUGUCAAAAGGUGGCUGAUCCGGGAUGCACCUGCAUUCAUAUUGUUUUCACUACAAGCACAUAUUUCACUGCACCGAGUGUGGCCUGAGUUGUGUCCGAAUCGUUUUCUUGCAUGCUUGCUCAGGUUGGUUGAAAAAGGGCAUUGCACCUAAUAGUAGAAGCAUUAUAUUUUACUUGUCCUUCACUUUGAUGUUUUCUUGUUAUCCUGUUCUUGGCACAUUGCAAGGUGUGUUGCUCGUGCUCAGUUUGAAGCACAGUCUGUUACAGGGAGACCACCUAUUGCCAUUGUCACUAUUUAUGAAGGCAUUGUUUGUGCCAUAUGACAAGGAUUUUGUAUAAACCAUACACAGUGUGCCAUGUUUUCCUGUCUACUUAACAAAUGCCACACACAUUUUUUGCAUGGUUUUCGGAAAUUUUCUCUUUUUUAAUGGAGAUGAGUGCUGUCAUAGACUCCUCUCUCUAGUGAGCACUACUAAAUAAAGUGUUUUCAGCAGUUCU
Messenger RNA from Dermacentor silvarum, 8915 nucleotides. RefSeq names its product carboxyl-terminal PDZ ligand of neuronal nitric oxide synthase protein. The record is from RefSeq and is a predicted model, not a curated record. NCBI's taxonomy places the organism in Eukaryota, Metazoa, Arthropoda, Arachnida, Ixodida, Ixodidae. The transcript is spliced from 12 exons. Bases 533 to 2359 code for a protein of 608 amino acids. Gene Ontology annotation, molecular function: nitric-oxide synthase binding.